Molecule: messenger RNA, 2043 nt
Organism: Annulohypoxylon truncatum
Lineage: Eukaryota; Fungi; Ascomycota; Sordariomycetes; Xylariales; Hypoxylaceae
Product: gephyrin
Exons: 2
Coding region: 1-2043 (680 amino acids)
Biological process (GO): Mo-molybdopterin cofactor biosynthetic process; molybdenum incorporation into molybdenum-molybdopterin complex
Cellular component (GO): cytoplasm; cytosol
Molecular function (GO): molybdopterin molybdotransferase activity
Source: RefSeq, a predicted model, not a curated record
AUGUCUAAUGCUACCUUGAGGGUCGCCUUACUCAUCGUCUCUACGACUGCAGCCAAAGACCCUUCAACUGAUGCUUCUCAAGAUGUAUUAAGAGAGGUAUUUGAGAAAGAAGGGGAUGGGAAGUGGAGUCUAGUUGACACCAAGAUUGUCCCUGAUGUAGUCACUCAAAUUCAACGGCAGAUCACGUUAUGGUCAGAUAUUGCCGCAGAUAUCAUCAACCUCAUCCUAACUACCGGGGGCACCGGUUUUGCGGUGGCGGAUAACACUCCAGAGGCCGUAUCAGCUCUCCUCCAUAAAACUGCACCCGGAAUUGUUCACGGGAUGCUUACAGCUUCGCUUAAUGUCACUCCAUUUGCCAUGAUGUCUCGCCCUGUAGCGGGUGUCAGAAAUAAUUCCAUAAUUAUCACUCUUCCUGGUUCACCAAAAGGAGCUCGGGAAAACUUACAAGCAGUUUUGAAAACACUGCCACAUGCAUGCCUGCAAGCUGCUGGUAUGGACUCGAGGACAUUACAUGCCGGUGGGGUUAAGAAGCUCGAAGUAGAAGCUGGUUUAAGACCGGGCGGAAGUCAAUCACAUUCUCAUGAUCACUCACACGACCAUCAUAGCCAUGGACAUAGUCAUGGACACAGCCAUGGUCACGGGCAUAGUCACGGCCACGGUAAUUUAGUCAGACACACGGCACCUAGCGCAAAUCCCAUGUCCAAUGACCCUAGCCUUGGCCCUAGUCGGAGAAAUAGGGAGUCCCCAUACCCUAUGCUUUCGGUUGAUGAUGCCUUAGGAAAGAUCAAGGAACAGACGCCAGCAGCGGAAAUUGUUACCUUAAAAGUUGAUAGGUCACUUCCCGGUCACGUACUGGCUGAAGACAUCCCAGCGAGAGAGAAUGUACCUGCUUUCAGAGCGAGUAUCGUCGAUGGCUACGCUGUUGUCGUACCCAAGAAUGGAAAUAUGAAGGGCGUUUACCCUGUCGUCUCAGUAUCACAUGCUUCACCAGGCCAUGUUAAACCCCUCAAAGAAGGGGAAAUCGCCAGAAUAACAACCGGAGCACCACUACCACCCGGGGCUACCUCUGUUAUCAUGGUUGAGGAUACGAUUUUGAAGACUAUGACUGACGACGGUAAAGAAGAGAAAGAAGUAGAGAUCCUUGCUGAAGAUGUGCAGGAAGGAGAGAAUAUUCGCGAAGUUGGUAGCGAUAUCAAAGUAGGGACAACCAUCCUCAGCAAGGGCGAGCAAAUAUCAGCAGUCGGUGGAGAGAUUGGUCUCCUUGCUGCCGUUGGGGUUCCGGAGGUAAAAGUAUACCGCAAACCUGUUAUAGGGGUGUUGUCUACGGGAGAUGAGAUCGUUCAACACGAUCGCCCCGGUGAUCUACAAUUGGGAGAAGUACGCGAUACUAAUCGCAUAACAUUAAUGUGCGCCGCAAAAGAAAGUGGAUAUCAUGUCGUUGAUCUUGGUAUCGCAGCAGACAAGCCUGGUACUUUGGAAGAGACGCUGAGAGACGGUCUGCGACAAGUUGACUUCAUCAUUACAACUGGAGGCGUCUCGAUGGGCGAACUUGAUCUGUUGAAGCCGACUAUUGAGAGGUCGCUAGGUGGAACUAUUCACUUUGGUCGCGUUGCCAUGAAGCCGGGCAAACCAACGACAUUCGCUACAGUCCCCGUUAAGAACAAUGCCGGUGAACGAGUUACGAAGGUCAUAUUUUCCCUACCAGGAAACCCUGCGUCGGCUAUCGUUACGUUUCACCUUUUCGUCCUACCUUCUCUUCACCAGAUAUCGGGUAUCUCGCCAGUCGGCCUGACGAAAGUACCGGUCACCUUAUCUCACGAUUUCGCCUUAGACAAGGUGAGGCCCGAGUACCAUCGCGCCGUCGUCUCAGUCGGCAAAGAUGGGAAUCUGGUUGCCUUUAGCACUGGCGGACAACGGAGUUCGAAGGUUGGUAGCUUAAGGGGUGCUAACUCUUUGCUGUGCAUGCCUAGUGGCAAGGAACCGCUCAAGAAAGGGACGAAGGUCGAUGCUCUUAUGAUGAGUGGUAUUAGGAUUGAGCUCUAG